Molecule: messenger RNA, 1547 nt
Organism: Paramecium pentaurelia
Lineage: Eukaryota; Ciliophora; Oligohymenophorea; Peniculida; Parameciidae
Source: the annotation of a GenBank genome assembly
AUGAAAAAUUAACUAUAUGAAGACGAAUCCUAGAUGCAAACAAUUGAUUACAUUUAUGAAGAAUUUAGAAAAGAAGUAUAUUCUCUAAGUUAAAAAUUAGUUUGAUUAAAUACUUAAUAAAUGCUAAGCCUUUGAUCAUUGUACCUAUAUUAUAGAUUACUACUAUAAUUUUAAAACAGGUCUUAAAGAACAAAUUAAUAAACUCGACUCAAAUACAAGGGUAAUUAAAUAGUUAUAAUUAGUUAUCUAAAUAACUUCGUUAGUUAGACGAUACUUCAGAAAAAUCGCCUGAAAUUAUCAAUAUGCUUAAUGAAUAUGAAGAAUGUAAGAUUUCAUCCAAAAUUUCUAGAUCGUUUUCCCUCUUAAGUCUAAUUGGUUAAGACUUUCAAAUCCUUUGCUCCAAAAGCAGCUUAGAAGAAAAAAACAGUGAAAUUGUGUGAAAGUCUUAUGAUUGAGGAAAAUUAAGCUAAUGUCCAAAAUAGUUUGAGAAUUAGCCAAUUGUAAGUAAUUUAAGAAGAGAAUCCAAUUGAGGAUGAAGUUAUACAAAAUAAAUUUGAACUAGAAGUUGUUGAAUCUGAAAUUCAUUUGAAAAACAACUUCCAUUAAAAUAAGAUUAGCAUUAAUCCAGAAUAAGAAGAGUUAAAUCAAUUAGAAAUAAGAAUGGAAUAUGCAAAAAGUCUCUAUCAAGAAGCCCUAUUGGAUGAAGCUUUAGAGAUCACUUAAGAUAUUUUCCUUAAAUUAAAUAAUAAACAAGCUCAAUGGUUUAAGGAGAAAAAUUACUAGGAAUUCUAUGAGAAUUUGCAAGAGAAAAAACUCCUUCUUACAUAGAAUUUGAAUGAAUUAGAGUCAGGAGGGUGGAGAAUAGAAAAAUAAACACAAAAUCUUAUCAUAAAAUAUAAACUAUUUGAAGAAGAAUAAACAGUAACUGUUUAUUUAGAUUCUGUAUUUGAAGCAAACAUUACAAAGUUGAUGGCCCUUAUAAAUGAAAUCGAUUUAUAUUAGAAUUAUGUCCCUUUUUGCCAAAGAUCCUCUAUGAAUAAAUAAUUAACUAAAACAUGCAAGAUUUGUGAUAUAAUAGUUUACUUUCCAUUCAUUUCCGAUAGAAGGGCAGUAUUUGUUGGCGAGGGAAUUGAUAGGCUUAUGAUCAAUGGAACGAUAGUCUUUGUUUGCAAGUCUAUUGAUCAUAAUAUCGACUAUCAAUAAAAGCAUGACAUUCAUAUUGAAACAAAUAAAAAACUUGUUAGUUUGAUCAUCAAUUACUAUAUAUUUGAAUUGACUCCUAUAAAUGAUAAUAAAUGCAGAGUUCGUGCUAUUACUAAUUCAAAUCCUUAGGUUAAAUAUCUUCCUAAUUGGCUUAUUGGGUAUUUGGCCAGAAAAGUAUUUAUAUUAUCAAUAUCUAGAUGGCACAUGAAUUAUUUGAAAGAAUGGAAAGGAUCACCAAGAAUUUUGAGAAAUCCCCAUGGUUUGAAAAAUAUAAUCAAAACAUCUAAUUUUAUUAGUGGAUUGACUAGAAAGUAUAGAAAUACUUUGAAUUACGUUAAAAAUGA